This is a messenger RNA of Lodderomyces margitis, 1107 nucleotides long. Its product is annotated as SAP98. Gene Ontology annotation, molecular function: aspartic-type endopeptidase activity. The transcript has a single exon. The record is from RefSeq and is a predicted model, not a curated record. Gene Ontology annotation, biological process: proteolysis. NCBI's taxonomy places the organism in Eukaryota, Fungi, Ascomycota, Pichiomycetes, Serinales, Debaryomycetaceae. The coding region runs from base 1 to 1107 and encodes 368 amino acids.
AUGAAGUUUACUACAUCUAUCGUGGUGGCAUUAUUCGCUAGUGUUACAAGUGCUACUCCUAUUGAAAAAAGACACAACAAAUUUUUUGUACACCAAAUUGAAAAGUAUGACAUUUCUGGGUCUGGUAAGAGGGAUGAGCUGCUCAACUUUGAUGAUACUGGUAUUAGAUACACUGUUGAUUUAGAAAUUGGAUCUAGUAAAGAAAAAGUUAAAGUCAUGAUUGACACUGGUAGUUGGCGCUUAAAUAUUCCUGGUCCAAAUGCACCAUGUCUUGGAACAGGAACAUGUCCUGCUGGCAGUGUUUUCCACCCAGACAAGUCAACCACGUUCAAAAAUCUGAGUAUCUCAGCUGCUUCCUACUAUGGAAGAGGUAAAACCUCUGUGAUUGGGUAUACAGUUCAUGAUGAUCUUUUCCUUGACAAUGGCGAUAAGAUCCCUCAGUUUGAAUUUGACUUGGCUAAUUACACAAGUUUUCAGAUGGGCUGGUUUGGGGUUAGACAUAGUACAUAUCCGAGCGAAAGUUAUGUGUAUGCUGCAAAAAAAGCUGGCUUGAUUGACACCCCUGGGUUUUCGUUGUACUUGGGCUCCGACGAAAAAACAGGAACCUUUCUUGUUGGUGGGGUUGAUAGGGCCAAAUACGAAGGCGAUUUCGCCUUUUUUGAGUCUGAUUUUGUCAUUCAAGGUAAAUCCAUCACCACUGGAAAUGGAACGGUACUUCCAUUGACAAAUACAGUCGAGAUAGACUCUGGUAAUCCAUAUUUAUCAUUGGACAAAGAUAUUUUUGAUGCGAUUAAUAAAGAAGUUGGAGCUAAUGAGUAUGGAGUUGCACCAUGUGAUCAAGUAUUGAAUACAGAUAAAAGUUUAAAGGUUGACUUGGGAGAUGUUACAAUUGAAAUUCCAUAUUCAGAUUUGUAUUUCGAAAAGUCCGAUAAGCCGGGUUAUUGUGAUACCUACAUCACUGAUACUUAUGAAACUGGUGGAGCCCAAAACCUUGGUCUCCCAUUUAUUAGACAAAUUUAUCUUACUAGUUCAUUUGACUCAAAAAAACUUGGUAUUGCACCGGUGAAAUACACCGAUGAGAGUGACAUUGUUGAUUUCUGGUUUUGA